Molecule: messenger RNA, 2136 nt
Organism: Pygoscelis adeliae (Adelie penguin)
Lineage: Eukaryota; Metazoa; Chordata; Aves; Sphenisciformes; Spheniscidae
Gene: TIPIN
Product: TIMELESS interacting protein
Exons: 8
Coding region: 94-924 (276 amino acids)
Biological process (GO): replication fork processing; DNA damage response; replication fork arrest
Cellular component (GO): replication fork protection complex; nucleus
Molecular function (GO): DNA binding
Source: RefSeq, a predicted model, not a curated record
GGCUGGGACGGCGCUCGCUUGGGUGCGCGCGGUAGGCGGCGUCGACCUGUCUGCCCUGAGAAGGCAGGAGGGGAAAAAAGUUUAUCUGUGGCAAUGAUAGAUCCUUUAGAGAACAACUUGUUUGAUCUUCCUGAUUAUGAGAAUACAGAAGAUGAAACGUUCCCACCUCUUCCACCUCCUGCCUCUCCAGGAAGAGACGACGUUGAAUGGGCUCGAGCUAAUGGAGAUGGAAACCAGCAGUCACAAACAAAGGACUCUGCCGUAGCUACACGGAAAGCAGUUAAAAGACCAAUGCCUAAACUAGAUGCCCAGAGGUUAAUCUCAGAAAGAGGACUUCCAGCCCUGAGACACAUGUUUGACAACGUGAAGUUCAAGGGUAAGGGGCACGAGGCAGAAGACCUGAAGACACUUAUACGACAUAUGGAGCACUGGGCUCAUAGACUAUUUCCAAAAUUGCAAUUUGAGGAUUUUAUUGACAGAGUCGAGUCUUUGGGAAACAAAAAGGAAGUUCAGACCUGCCUAAAGCGGAUUAGACUUGAUCUUCCUAUUUUACAUGAAGACUUUGCAAGUAAUGAAGAUGGUGGAGGGGAAAGCAAUGGUGUGGAUACAGCCACUGAAGAUGUACUUUCCUGCUCUGGAAAUGCAGAACUCAAUUCUCGGUCUGGUACAACUCUCACAGAAGAGCAACAACAGCGAAUCAAGAAGAACAGGCAGCUGGCCUUGGAACGUAGGCAAGCAAAGAUGCAGUGUAACAGCCAAUCGCAACACAACGAGCUCUCUGCUAGUCACUCAGAAGAGGAGUUUAAUACCCCAGUUGCUCAGGAUCCCGCUGAUCUUACCGAAGACACUCAAGCUACUGUAACCAAGGUUGCUGUUACAGAAGCUGAAGAUAUAGAAUUGGAAUGUGCCAGCGAAAAGCAGUAACUGUUCCCCAUACUUGGAAUGACUUUCUUAACAGAAAGACCCUGAUGUUUUAAGUACUAACAUUGUAUUGAAAUGUUGCAGGCUCUUUGCAGUCUGACUCCAGAAGCUUCAUGGAAGUCUUCACCAUGACUUCUGUACAGUUGGACAGAACUCUUCUCUUGGAACUGCAGAUGAGCAACUCCGUACACCGGAAAACAAAACCAAGUUCUUCAUCUGCAUUUGAGACAUCUUUCCCCCCACCCCCUCCUGUCAUUCUUUAGGAGAAGUUAAUGAGUUUUUUGACCUACUUUGAAUUUUGUUUACAGUUGAUGCCAAACUGAAUUAACUGGGAUACUGACAGGCCAAGUUUCUAUUAAAGUUGUUGUUGUGUCUUUUUUUUUUAAUAGAGGGUGUAUAUAUAAUAGCUGAUAGUGCUAUGUCUGAACAGGUGUCCUGGAUUUUUUUAACUUGCUUAUCAAGUACCUGUAUCUUGUUCUUAUAAAAUGGAAGCUAUUAAAUUUCAGAAGUCAAACCUGAAAUUCUUGUAUGAGGCUGUUACAGCUACAGCCCUUCUGAACUUCCACAUCCCUUGUGCUAGUCAAACAUCUCUUCACAGACAAGUACAUCCCCUUGGGGAAUGUGCUUUGGCUUUGACCAAAUUAGUUAUCUUCCUUCGGCUGAUUCUGUUUGCUGUCUGGAAGCUCUGUUUCAUCCUCUUCUUAAGUGUCUUGUUUUUCCUACUUGUGCAAUAGGUUUUCCCUCUGUUGAAUGAACAAGAAUCACCAUAAUGGUAAAGCCCUGAGCCUGCCCUCUCCAGCAGCGCAGCGUAGACUGUUGUUCGUAACAGAAACUGAAUUAAGACAAGAGCAGCACUUACAGCAGAUGAAAUAGUUCAUGUCAACAGGUGUUAUUUUAUGCCAGAUGUGCAGCUGAGGGAUUUCAGUAAACAAAGAUUCUGUAUUCUAGAUUAGUGUGAAGGAGUUUGCUUUUUGUAUCCUUGUAGCUAUGAGUUAAACUCGCUGAACUAUAGUGGAAGAUAGCCAACAGCUGUAGGAAAUACUUAGGUUUUAAGAACUCAAUUUAUGGACAACGUGGGAAAGUAACUUUUUGAAUGACAGUUGAAAGAAUUCACCACACUGUCUUUAGUUUAGAAGAUGAGAUUUAUCAUGUAUAAAAUCUUUUAAAAACUCAUACAUGUUCAUCAUCAGAUAAAAAUAAUUCCUAUUUAAAAUA